CUUCCUUGUUCCGCACAUCGCUCUAAGACUGUGAAGAGUAGUGGGGCAGACAAUCUCUCCUCAAACCCACAUGAGUCUGCCUUAUUCCUCAUCAGCACACUCAUACAGAAUGGCCAUCACCUCGUUUCCCGCAAGACCCUCCCCCUCCACUGCGGAGCUCAAGCAAUUCUAUGUCGGCAAAGACAUCAACGACGUGCCCAAACCGGCCGUCGUGCUGGACGUGGCCAUCAUCAAGAAACACUGCCAGGCCAUGCUGGACGCAGCCACAGCGCUGAAUGUUGGAUUCCGCGCCCACGUCAAGACCCAUAAAACCCCACAAGCCACCCGCCUCCAGGUAGGCGAGUCGAGCCAAGAGGUCAACCUGGUCAUCUCCACGGUCCUCGAGGGCGAGAUGCUCGUGCCCCUGCUCCAAGAAUUCCAGCGCGCCGGGCGUUCCGUCAACGUGCUGUACGGCAUCCCCCUCGUGCCGUCGCAGGUGCCCCGUCUCGCCGCACUCGCCCGCCUACUAGGCGAGAAGAGCAUCUCCGUCAUGAUCGACCACCCGGACCAGGUCGAUCUCCUCGCAACAUUCCGUGAAGUCUCCGGCCACGCCGCCUGCAUAUUCCUGAAGGUGGACUCCGGGUACCACCGCGCGGGGCUUCCGCCGAACAAGCUCAACAAAAACGGGCUGCUGGAGAAGGUCGCGGCCGCGGAGGAGCAGGGCCACGCGUCGCUUCUGGGGUUGUACUCCCACAACAGCUUGAGCUAUUCGGGAUCUACGCCAGAAGAGUUGAUGGCAUAUCUGAAUGAGGAGAUUUCCAGCUGCAGGGAAGCGCUGAAACAGAACCUCCAGCUGCUCCCGACCGACCGGGAGUUGGUCAUCAGUGUCGGCGCGACGCCGCAGGUGGUUUCCUCGCAGCACCUGUUGCAUGAAUCCCUCAGUCCCGGAGCCCGGGCGCUGAGGAACCUCCUUCACGGCCCAGACCACGACGUCAACGCGAAGGUCAAGGUUGAGCUUCAUGCGGGCGUGUAUCCGUUUCUCGAUAUGCAGCAGCUGGGGACCAAUGUGCACAAGACACGGGAUGCCGAGAGCGAGAUCGGCAUCUCCGUGAUCGCUGAAGUGUGCAGCGUCUACAACAAUGGGGAGCGUUCGCAACCUGAAGCGCUGGUCGCGGCAGGCUCCUUGGCUCUGGGGAGAGAGCCGGCCGCCUCGUAUCCCGGGUGGGGGCUUAUCAGUGCUUGGAGACGGGAACCGGGCGCUUCCCGACUCCUUGUGCAGCGCAUCAGCCAGGAGCACGCUAUCGUUGCUUGGGAGGAUGAAAGCGACCAGUCAAAGAUCCCUCUCAAGCUUGGCCAGUCUGUGAAGAUUUUCCCCAACCAUGCGUGUAUCACCGGUGCCCUGUAUGGAUGGUAUUUGAUUGUAGAUUCCAGUGAAGAUGGCGAUGGGUCUAGGAUUAUUGACGUAUGGCCGAGAAUCAAUGGCUGGUAAAAUAUAUCGAUAUGAAG
Aspergillus aculeatinus CBS 121060 is the source of this 1485-nucleotide messenger RNA. Its product is annotated as D-serine ammonia-lyase DSD1. Gene Ontology annotation, biological process: D-serine catabolic process. The transcript is spliced from 3 exons. Bases 110 to 1468 code for a protein of 452 amino acids. NCBI's taxonomy places the organism in Eukaryota, Fungi, Ascomycota, Eurotiomycetes, Eurotiales, Aspergillaceae. The record is from RefSeq and is a predicted model, not a curated record. Gene Ontology annotation, molecular function: D-serine ammonia-lyase activity.